Molecule: messenger RNA, 2092 nt
Organism: Ricinus communis (castor bean)
Lineage: Eukaryota; Viridiplantae; Streptophyta; Magnoliopsida; Malpighiales; Euphorbiaceae
Product: galactoside 2-alpha-L-fucosyltransferase
Exons: 3
Coding region: 366-1988 (540 amino acids)
Biological process (GO): cell wall biogenesis; xyloglucan biosynthetic process
Cellular component (GO): membrane; Golgi apparatus
Molecular function (GO): galactoside 2-alpha-L-fucosyltransferase activity
Source: RefSeq, a predicted model, not a curated record
GCUUGGUAGAUUUAUACCCCUGGCAUCGAGUUAGUCCAUGCAUGUAUACGCCUAAGCAAUCUCAAGUUUCGUCCACUCUCCAGGCACACCUAAAAAUAGGCACAUGGUUACUUCCAUUCCUGACCAGCUACAACACUACUGAUAAUAAAAAACGAAGAAGAUGACUCUCAAUAUAUUGACUGCCAAUUUUUUUUGUUUGACAUGAUCAUGCUUUUUUUUUUUUGUCUCUUUUCCUUUUCUGGGUCCAUAUAAAAACUGUAUCCAACUGAUUUAAGCGGGCUUACCAUUUUUUCGUUGGGAGAGAAGCCUGACACCAGUGGCAAAAUUGCACUUCUUCUAGUCUUGAGGAGUAAAGAUAUCUCAUCAUGGAAGACAUGCCUGUGAAGAAGCUACUUGGAUGGAGUACGAUGAGGACCAUUUCCUUAGCUACUUGUUUGGUAGCUUUUCCACUUAUGAUCAUGCUCUCUGUGAAUUACCAAGAUGACAUGUCUGAUCUAAUUGGCAAAGUCAAGGUCCUUGGAGGAAAAGCCUUCAACGUUACACAAUUUGGCAUAGAUUCAAAACCGGAGUCCUCUCAACCUGCGAGUCACAGUGAUGUACUACUUGGUGGACUACUGGCUUCAGGAUUCGAUCAAGAAUCCUGCUUAAGUAGAUAUCAAUCUGUCCUAUACAGAAGACCUUCACCUAAAAAGCCUUCUCCAUACCUCAUCUCCAAACUGCGUAAUUACGAAAAACUUCACAAGAAAUGUGAACCUCACUCAGAAUCCUAUAAUAGCACUCUGAAACUACUUGGUUCCCCUAACAUUUCUGGCCCUACAGAGUGCAGUUACAUGGUGUGGACAGCUCAAGAAGGCUUAGGGAACAGAAUAUUAACCAUGGCUUCUGCAUUUCUCUACGCUCUCCUUGCCAAUAAAGUUUUGCUCGUUGAAUUUUAUCCUGACAUGGUUGAUCUCUUUUGCGAGCCAUUUCCAAAUACAUCAUGGUUAUUGCCCCAAGACUUUCCCAGUGAAUUCAGAUGGUCUAAAAAUCGACCUACUUUUGGAAACCUGCUGAGAAGCAAAACUAUUAAUGCAUCAACAGAGCUGCCACCUUCACAGCUCUUUAUUUUUCUUGCUGCCCGCCUUGAUUUUUUCGAUUUGCUUUUUUAUUGUGAAGAUAACCAUGCUCUUCUUCAAAAAGUCCCUUGGUUGUUCUUGAAAUCAGAUGAAUACUUCCUUCCAUCUUUCUUCCUGAUCCCAUCCUUCCAGGAAGAGCUUGACAGGAUGUUUCCUGACAAAGAAUCUGUUUUCCACCACUUGGGUAGGUAUCUUUUCCACCCUUCAAAUAAGGCAUGGGGACUUAUCACUAGGUUCUAUGAGUCUUAUUUAGCCAAAGCAGAAGAAAGAAUUGCUAUUCAAGUAAGAGUAUUCAAACCCAAAGCUAGUCCAUUUGACAGAUUGAUGGAUCAAAUUUUAGCUUGCACUUUUCGGGAAAACUUGCUGCCAGAAGUAGAUAAACAAACACUCGUAGCAUCUCCAUUAAAAAAUCGGACAUCAAAGGCUAUACUAAUUGCAUCUCUGUAUUCAAAAUUCUAUGAGAAUAUAACAAACAUGUACUGGACAUUUCCUACUAAAAGAGGAGAGAUAAUAGGGGUUCACCAGCCAAGCCAUGAAGAGCAUCAAUACUUCGGGGAUAAUAUGCACAAUAUGAAGGCAUGGGUUGAAAUGAAUCUGUUGGGUAUGAGUGAUGUGUUAGUGACUAGCUCAGGGUCUACCUUCGGCUAUGUGGCCCAAGGCCUUGCAGGUUUGACACCAUGGAUUCUGUCCAGGCCUGAGAGUUGGAAGGCAUCUGAUCCAGCCUGUCAUCUGGGCCUGUCAAUGGAACCUUGUCUCCACAUACCACCAUCUUAUGACUGCAAGGCAAAGGCAAAUGCUGAUAUGGGUAAUGCUGUUCCUUAUGUCAGGCACUGUGAGGAUUUACCUUCAGGUCUAAAGCUUGUAAAUAAAUAGUUGUUCAUUUGUAAGUUUCUGGUGUUUAACUAAAAUUAGAAAAAUGUAUUUCACUUUCAUUUGUAUAGUUGAACAUUAUAAAAAAAAUUAUCUGAAAAGGAUCA